CAUGCCGCGCCAACGGGAGCGCCAGCGCACGCGGCGGAGAUUGCCGGCGCUACGCCGAGACUGCCGUGCUUAGCUCCACAUGCACACGCUCUGCGAGUCCUCUCACCUCUUCGCACCCCGCCGGCCAGACGCACGUCAUGCCUCCCGCACGCCGCUGCACUUCCGGCGUCUCCAGGUGCACACACCAUGCGCUGCUUCGGCUCUUUCGCCGGACCUUGGCCGGCCCAAACGCUCCGAGUGCGGGGUAGGCACAGUGGCAGACGCUUAAGAAGCAGCCGUCCUCCAUCACUCGCCCGUGCAAGCACAACGAAUUCCUCAACAUGCUCCUCUCUCUGCGGUCCCUCGCAAGCCUCGGCGCACUGCUGCUCUCGGGCAGCAGUGCCGCCGCCGCAGCUAUCGACACGACCGGACAGCUGCCGCUGCUCCCGCGGCAGAGCGACGGCGGCCAGUGGCCCUACGCGCCAUGGUCGACCGACGGUCGGGACGUCAAGAACGCGCGCGGACAGAGCGUCACGCCUGUCGGCUUCAACUGGCCCGGCUCGGGAGAGACGAUGGUGCCUGAGGGUCUGCGUUACGUCGGCGCCACGACGACGGUCAAGCGUCUGGCAGACCUGGGCUUCAACUUUGCACGCCACACCUACGCGAUUCAGAUGAUCGAUGAGAUCUACGAGAACAACGGCACCGACAUCACGCUGGAGCGUGCAUUCCUAAAUGGCCUGGGCAGCAACGGCACGCGCGUGCUGCAGGAGAUCCUGGACAAGAAUGCAGACAUGGGCUGGACGAAGGAGACGACGCGGCUGCAGGUGUGGGACUCGUUGGCUAAGCUAGAGGCAGAGCACGGCAUCGUGAUGCACCCCGACGUGCACGUCAGCAAGGCGAAGUGGUGCUGCGGCAACGACGAUGGCAACGCCUGGUUCGGCGACCUUUACUUCGACAUCGAGAACUGGAAGCGAGGCCUGGGCUACAUGGCCAACUGGGCGAAGAACCACACCAACGUCGUCUCGAUGUCGCUGCACAACGAGCUGCGUCCCGCGACGGGCCGCCCCGAGGCAGAGUACACCUGGCUCACGUGGGCUGGCAACAUGACGGCCGGCGCCGAUGCGAUCCACGAGGCCAACUCGGAUCUCCUCAUCACCUUCUCGGGCCUGCAAUACGACCAGGACCUCUCUGCCGUCGUGCAAGAGGCCAACCUGAACAUCGCUACGGCAUUCAAGAUCGACCCCGUGCGCGAUGGGCGCCGCCGCGAGCCCGUGUACUUCAAGAUCGACGAGCAUCCGUGGGCGGACAAGGCGGUGUUGGAGCUGCAUCUGUACGAUCAGAGCGCUGACGCAGACACGGGAUCGUGCGAUGCCAUCCAGGCGCAGCUGUACUACUACGGCUUCAGCGCGCUGGGCAUGGACCCGCCGAGCGGCUGCGCCAAGGAGGGCGAGCAGGACGACACCAAGUACCCCUGUCCUGCGCCAGCACGCAAGACGCCCGUCUGGCUGACUGAGUUCGGUCAAGCGCAAGACAGCACGCUCAACAACGCCACGCUGGCCAACUGUCUGCGCGAGUUCACGAUCGACCACAAGAUCGGCUGGGCCGUAUGGUCGAUUGCAGGCUCGUACUACACGCGCCAGGGCACGCAGGAUCUCGACGACACGUGGGCGCUACUCAACCACGAGUGGACGGAUUGGCGCGAUGAGGCCACUAUUGAGAGCUACUGGAAGCCGUACAUCGCGGCCAUGGGCACCACGAACAUCGAGAAGAACAGCACGAGCAGCACACAGUGAAUAGCCUACGGACGCGGCGGAAUGGUAUUGAGUCUCGCUGGG
Messenger RNA from Tilletiopsis washingtonensis, 1814 nucleotides. RefSeq names its product Exo-beta-1,3-glucanase. The transcript is spliced from 8 exons. The record is from RefSeq and is a predicted model, not a curated record. Bases 321 to 1772 code for a protein of 483 amino acids. Lineage: Eukaryota; Fungi; Basidiomycota; Exobasidiomycetes; Entylomatales.